AUGGCAAGAUCCGUUUGUUGUUUUGUUUGCAUCCUCAUCUGUCCCGCCCAUGCCCUGACAAACAAAUCAUCAUCAUCACUCCUCCUUAGCUCCGGGUCUUUGACAGUUGCGCCUGCACCUCUGACCGGCCGACCGACCGAGCUUCUUUUGCGGUCCGAGGUCGUCACAAAAAUAGGUAGCUUUAGCUGUAUUUCCAAGCCACAGGGCGGCCGGUACACCACCGUUGUAGCUACCUCACGUUCGGGCGCACCUCCCAGCAACAGUCCCGUUACGACGGGACCGACUGCUUUGUCCAAGACACAGGGCCACUUAAAUCCAGACCCCUCCAUCCCCUACAAGUACUGGGAUCUCACUCACCUGACAAAAAUCACCCAGAUCCGAUUGACAAAUUCCGAGACCCGAGCUACCGGCCCGGUCCUCCUGCACCCGGCGCCGAUGUGGGGCCGCGAUUCCAUGAAGCUCGGGCUUGCAUCCUUCCACCUUGAGGUAGCAGCAAACGGCGUCGGCCCUUUUUCCAUGGCUCUUCACAACGUUCCUUUCCACAAAUUCAAUGGAAAGUCUUUGGGUCUUUACUGGAAUUGCUCUUCAGGUGCGCGAAGUGGUAUGUGUGGGAGGAGCUAUUACCCGAUUCAAAGAUAUUCAAUCACCAGAAAGAACGGCCUCACUCGCAACAACCAUAUAGAGGGUUGGCACUCCCAACAGACAAGACAGCUUCAAUUGAUCACUUUUCCUGUCUUCUCCAACACACCCACGCCAGAAUAUCAACUCAACUCUUCCACUUACCAACGAUCAAUCACUUCUUUGGAGCUCCUGCGCCACACACAUCCUACCCAUAUCUACAUCACAACAAUGCCACACCCAUUCUUUCCCACGCCCCCAUAUGACUCGCCCGAAUGGAGGCACAUCUCCGUGGCGAUAAACAUGGGCUUUGCUUCGCCAGAUGGCAGUCAAGAAUGGACUGCUGGCCUUCUCGUACGCACACAAUGCCUCCCUUUACUUAUGGAACGCGGUUUCCACCUAGGGCCAGACAACUUCGUUCCCUUGAGCUCUUACGUCACCACCGAAGUCGAAGAUCCAGUCUAUAACUCGAAAGAAGGUAAAUUUACCCGCGUCUAUCACCUCUUUGACAAACAUCGUGGAUAUUGGGCGGCCAAACUCUACAUCUUCGCCUUGGACAUGCCUACCCUGUCCCGUUUUGAGCUGAAGGAGAUCAAAGAAGAGCACAUUGUUCGGACACUUGCGUAUAAUCCUGCUGGGAAAAUUGUCUAUCAGUACGACAAAGCCGAUCCGGUCUCCAACUUCAACACCAUCUUCGGUGAUAUCCCGCUAUCUAGGUGGUGGCCUUGGCCGAAGAGGCCGGUUGCUGAAGCAAGGCCAGUUGCUGAAGCAAGGACAGCCGGAGCAGCAAGGCCAGCCGGUGCAGCAAGACCAGUUGCUGAAGCAAGGCCAGCUGCUGAUUCAAGACCAGUUGUUGAAACAGGGCCAUUUAUUAGAACAAGGCUUCCAGAAGCAAGGCUACUCGCAGAAGCAAGGCCAGUUGCCGCAGCACUGCCAGUUCCAGAAGCAAGACCAGUCGGAGGAAGACAGUCGACUGCAUCUACAAUCGGACCCAGAACGGCCAAAGACCAAAGAAAAAUUGAUGAACAAGCGCAGAAAUUGAUCGAGGAGUCAUCCUACGACGACCUCGAUGCACCUGGGUCGGAUGAGGGUGAAUGAGAAGGGCGUGGUUCCAUUCAGAAGUCAUAAGCAUCAACUUUCAUUACUCGAUACACCAAACUCCGAUGAGC
Molecule: messenger RNA, 1787 nt
Organism: Colletotrichum godetiae
Lineage: Eukaryota; Fungi; Ascomycota; Sordariomycetes; Glomerellales; Glomerellaceae
Exons: 6
Coding region: 1-1716 (571 amino acids)
Source: RefSeq, a predicted model, not a curated record